Messenger RNA from Amorphotheca resinae ATCC 22711, 616 nucleotides. RefSeq lists its product as hypothetical. The transcript has a single exon. NCBI's taxonomy places the organism in Eukaryota, Fungi, Ascomycota, Leotiomycetes, Helotiales, Amorphothecaceae. The coding region runs from base 104 to 547 and encodes 147 amino acids. The record is from RefSeq and is a predicted model, not a curated record.
CACCCAAUGCCCUCCCUACAACGGAUACCGGGGCGACACAGACAGGGAGGUCAGACGAGUACCUGGUCGGCGGAGAGUCGUACGGUACAAAUAGGAGUGUCGGAUGCAGAGAGCGCAGGGCGGAUUGAGCAAGUCGGACGCGGCAAUAACGGGUCGAAGGGCGGGUUCAUUGACGGGGAGAAAAGAAUGGGAUAUCGAUGCAGAUUCCUGUUCCCGUCCAGCUGGGGAUCCUGUUCCACUGCACUGGGACAGGCGGGGUCUUGCUGACGACUGGGAAAAAAAGGAGUCGACGAAUCAAGACGAACCCAGCGACAGCACCGCCAGCGCAGCACUUGGUAACCAACGGAUGGGAUUAUCGUCAACAGAUCGAGGUCGGGUUCCAGGAGUUCGUGUUGUUCGAGGUGGAGCUGCAGUUCGAGCUGAAAGUGAAGAUGGAGUCCCGAUCCCAGUCCCCAGCACCCACCACGUUCGAUCACCAGCUCUGUUCAGCCAAGCCGCACGGGAAUACUCCUGUGUAGUAGUAGCAGUAUCGCGGUCCGUAGUAUAAUAGGAUCAAUGUACACGGGCGAGUAAUAUCAUGGGCGAUACAAAUAUUUGCUUCUUUCAUCGGUGUACA